GUCUGUCUCUCUCUCUGCCUGUCUCUCUGCCUGCCUGUCUCUCUCUCUCUGCCUGUCUGAGGUGAAUUCAAACAGACGAGCUGUCUUCAGGGUUUUCUGCCUCCACGUGUUAAAAUAAAGUAAAACUUAAGCUCGGGUUAAAACAGUCCCAGAGAGCAGCUAAGUCACGUGUUGUGCUCCAAUUCGGCAACACGUUCAAACCACCAAGCAGAACUGUUACCAGAAAACCCCUCAGCUGAAAACUAAAUCUCGCUUCGUUAAAACUCCGAGGCGCCGUUAAACAACAGCAAUGUUGAGAUUUGGAUUAAAUUAAAUAAACUCUGUGUGUUGGCUGAAUGUCGCUACGGUUCAGAAAAUGAAUAUAUUCGCUGUGUGUGUGUGUGUGUGUGUGUGUGUGUGUGUGUGUCUGAUGAUAACCGAGUAAACAAUAAAUUUGACAGAAUUUGCCCGGAGUCUGGCGCGCCGGUCUCCGGGCAGAGACGGCGGCAGAGCUCGCUAACGCCGCCUGACCGACCUGUUCUCGAUCUCCGCGGGGUCUGAAAGGCAGACAGUUGUCGUCAUGACAGCAGGAGCGGUGUCGGCUCCGCUCAUCAUUCCCAUCAUCCAGCUGCAGACGCACAGAGCCAAGAACCACAUCGACACCAACACACCUGUCUCCAUCCAGUCAGACACUCCUGGAGUGCUGAUCUUCUACACUCUGGAUGGGUCGAAGCCGGCCGCGGUGCAGCGGGGGUCAGCAGGCAGCAGCAGGAAGUACAGCGAGCCCAUCCUGCUGCCUGCUGGGCGAGUGGCUGUCAGGGCUGUGGCUGUCACCAGCGAUGGCAGGGACAGCUCCACAGUGACGAAGGUUUUCUCAGUUGAGUUCGUGGAUUCAACCAGGAAGGAGAACGAGGAGAACUUCCUGCAGAGCGACCAGCAGUUUUCAUUUCAGCGUCCGUCUGAAGCAACCUCGCGGUCUGCUGGGAACUCUGCUGGUUCUUCGCUGAGGCCUCCAGAGCCGAGGAUGAUGGGAAACACCUCUCCUCAAUCAGGUCCUCGUUUUCUGAACAGUCGACUGGGCUCUCUGACCGCCGCUGCCCAAACUGGAUCUUCCCAACGUUCCCAGUCAGUGAGUUCAGGUGUGUUGAAGCAGCUGAGCAGCACGCAGACGUCCCGAAUCCACCGAGAAACCGACUUCCUGCGGUGUGCUCAGUGUUUGAGUUUUCGUCCUUCAGAUCCUUUUGCUCGGUUCUGUGCUCAAUGUGGAGCUGUGGUUCCUCCGUUACCUGAACAGAGACUGCCCCCUGCUGAGGGAGGACAGGUGGUUUGCUGUGCGUUCUGUAACGCUCUGGUUCCUGCGAACACUCAAACCUGUUUAAUCUGCGAAGCCUCCACCCAGCAACUGCGACCGCAGUCCAGCCUCAGUCUGCAGGAUCACGUGCUGUGCGUUUGCUGUGGAAGUGGGAAUCCAGCUCACAUCUCCAGCUGUUUGACCUGCGAGAGCCGCCUGCAGCCGGCGGUGUGCGUUGGGAACAGCGCCCCCUCUGUCCCGUCAGCAGACAGCAGGAUGUUGUUCUGCUCCAGAUGUAACCGUAGAAACCACGGUGAUGCCAGAUACUGCGACUGGUGCGGCUCAAAGCCCGGUCAUGCAGCCAGCUAUGUGAUUUGUUGCCGAUGCGGAGCGAGCGGACACCCGUACGCCUUCUACUGUUCAGCCUGCGGUGUCUUUCUGGAAGCUCCAGCCCCGCCCACAUCCUGCAGUGACAUCACACGACCUGUUGGAAGUGCCGCCACCAACCAGCUGGCUUCAGCCCCAACUUCCCAUGAUGCCACCUGGCAGGCCACGCCCUCCUCUGACCCCGGACACAGCAAGAAGUUAGCCACGCCCACUGUAGAGCGGUGCACGCAGACUGUUGGACUCUACUACCCAUCAGCCACUGAGCUGCAGAGGAAGGAGGAACAGAGGGCGCUACAACUCAGCAAGCAGCAGACGACCAGAGACCGCCAACCGCUACUGACCGCCAUCAGCCCGGGCAGAGGUUACUGGAGGAAGCAGUUGGAUCAUGUGUGUGCCCACCUGAGAAGUUACGCUCAGAACAACGCCCCCUUCAGGACUCUGCUGGGAGAGCCUCGCCUGGGCCGGAUGGUCUCUGCUGUGAUUCAGGAAGAUUCCUACGAAGUCUGUCUGACCGUCAGCUUUGUGUCGGCCGGACGCGAAGAGAAACAGGUGGGUCCAGCAGGUGACAGUGCUGGACGGACUGCAGGCCGGACCGAGACUCUGAGCAGCGUCACAGAGCGAUCUGCCGACAGCAGCAGAAGCGAUCGGUCCACAGGUGUGAUGAAACCUCCGAAACCAAACCUGACACCCAAACCUCCGGUGAAGGACGUGCAGCUGCUGAAGGAGCUGGGUCCAGGUGGAGGUCAGAUCAGCGUCAUCCAGCAGCUCCUGGAUCAGGGGGCGGACCCCUCCUGCUGCGGCAGCGACGGCAGACACGCUCUGGCGGUUGCCGUCCUUAACGGUCACCAUGAUGUACUUCCUGUUUUAGUGCAGCGAGGAGCAGACGUCGACCAGCAGUCCGGACCGAUGAAGAACUCAGCUCUGCAUGAAGCUGCAGCUCUGGGCUCUGAAGGUCUGCAGAGCGCUCAAGUCCUGCUCAGCUGUAAGGCCGGCGUGGGGCGGAGGAACGCCGGCGGUCAGACGGCGUACGACUUGGCGGUGAAGUCGGGCUGCAACAACAUGGCGUCUCUGCUGGCUGCCCAGACCGGACUGGACUUACUGGGCAAACUGGGAAAACCCAAACUGAACGAAACGCUCGGCUUCAGAUGAGACCAGCGGCGGCAGAUUCAGACCGCAGAAAGUCCCCUCGCACCGCUUCGCCAUCUAAACGUUUCCUUCUCUGGAUACUGAAAGCAGCCGAUGGGUUGUUUGAUUUGAGUAUUUUUAACUUUGUUACUAAAUAAAAAGUUGUUAAAAGCA
Siniperca chuatsi (mandarin fish) is the source of this 2956-nucleotide messenger RNA. RefSeq names its product double zinc ribbon and ankyrin repeat domains 1 (gene dzank1). The transcript is spliced from 20 exons. Bases 560 to 2806 code for a protein of 748 amino acids. NCBI's taxonomy places the organism in Eukaryota, Metazoa, Chordata, Actinopteri, Centrarchiformes, Sinipercidae. Gene Ontology annotation, biological process: eye photoreceptor cell development. Gene Ontology annotation, molecular function: protein binding. The record is from RefSeq and is a predicted model, not a curated record.